Messenger RNA from Trifolium pratense (red clover), 782 nucleotides. RefSeq lists its product as uncharacterized. The transcript is spliced from 3 exons. Bases 104 to 367 code for a protein of 87 amino acids. NCBI's taxonomy places the organism in Eukaryota, Viridiplantae, Streptophyta, Magnoliopsida, Fabales, Fabaceae. The record is from RefSeq and is a predicted model, not a curated record.
UAAUUAGAACCUUCUGGAUAGACCCACAGUUCCACUGUCUUUCUCUCCACGCAAUCAACAAACACCCUGCAUAUUUCACUUCCAGAGGCCACCACAAAGUAACAUGGAUACACAGAAAAGCCAACCUGAUCAAAAGCCAUCUUCGUGUCGAAAGAAGAAGAAUGAGGAAGCCACUUUCAUUGAAGAUCUGAAAGAUCACAUUGAUGAGUUUAUUCAUGCUUCUAUGGAUGAACAUAAAGCUUGUUUUCAGAAAACAAUGAACAAGAUGUUUGGUUUGUCUAAGGCUGUUGCGGAGAAGAAUUCUACUGACGUUGCUAAUGGAGUUGAAAGUUCUCUGCCUCUUCAGACAACAACUCUGCAAGAUUAGUUUUAUUUUGAAUCUAAACUUUUUAUUUUAGUCAUGAUGUGGGAAUGUAGUAUCCCUUGAUGUCUCUGUUUUGUUAUGUUGGAAUUUAAAUAAAUGUGAGAAACUUUAGUUAACAUUUUGUUUUCAAUGUAAAAAAAUAAAUGAAUUUAACUAGGGGUGUUCAUGGGUGCGGGUCAACCCACUGACCCAAUCCAACCCAACCCAUUAUUUACCCGAAUCCGUUCACUUGCGGGUAGAAUUCGGCCUAACCCGCCAUACUCAUAAGCAAUCAGUUUGGGUAUUAGAUUUGAGUUUUUGAACUCGUUUACCCGUGUACCCAACCCGUCAUGGGAAUGAUGUGUUUUUUGGGAAUUUGUUACUCUUAUUUAGUUUAUUAAGUGUUACGAUUAAAAAUGAAUUUUUAUUUGAAGUUAAA